Molecule: messenger RNA, 360 nt
Organism: Peronospora matthiolae
Lineage: Eukaryota; Oomycota; Peronosporomycetes; Peronosporales; Peronosporaceae
Source: the annotation of a GenBank genome assembly
AUGGCGGCGACCGAAGAUGUCUCGUUCGCUCAAGGCAUGUUCGUGACGCUGUGGCCCAAAGUCGAGCGCUGUCACGACUACAUUAAGCUCCUCUUGUCUGCGCAAGAAAAGCUGCAGCACACUGUGGACCAACUCAUUGCCGGACUUCAAGAGGCGGAAAAAGCAGAAAAGUGCUCGAUUCAGCGCUACGCUGACCGACUUCGCAACUUUCCAGCACGAGUGGAGGGUCUUGAAAAGAAGCUGUUGACGAUCAAAGCCCGUCUCAUGGCGAUGAAGAAGUCACAGAGCCACGGCGUGCGGACCACGACCAAGCUUUCGACCGAGGAAUCGGCUCAUUACACGACAACCCCGUUGUUUUAG